This is a messenger RNA of Diospyros lotus (date-plum), 483 nucleotides long. Its product is annotated as calcium permeable stress-gated cation channel 1-like. The transcript has 2 exons. Gene Ontology annotation, molecular function: calcium-activated cation channel activity. NCBI's taxonomy places the organism in Eukaryota, Viridiplantae, Streptophyta, Magnoliopsida, Ericales, Ebenaceae. The record is from RefSeq and is a predicted model, not a curated record. Gene Ontology annotation, cellular component: plasma membrane. Bases 1 to 483 code for a protein of 160 amino acids.
AUGAAAAGCGAUGCUUUUUGCAGGAUCCCUAAAACCAUUGGUGUAUCAAUUCCAAUGAAAGCAACUUUCUUCAUAACCUACAUAAUGGUUGAUGGAUGGGCUGGUGUUGCUGGGGAGAUCUUAAGGUUGAAACCACUUAUUAUCUACCACUUGAAAAAUAUUUUAUUGGUGAAGACUGAAAAGGAUAGGGAGGAGGCAAUGGAUCCCGGUAGUGUUGGUUUCAACACUGGUGAACCUCAAAUACAACUCUAUUUUCUACUAGGCCUUGUUUACGCUGUGGUGACACCAUUUCUACUUCCUUACAUAUUGGUUUUCUUUGGCUUCGCAUAUCUCGUGUAUAGUCAUCAGAUCAUAAACGUCUACAACCAAGAGUAUGAAAGUGGGGCAGCAUUUUGGCCAGAUGUCCAUGGACGUAUUAUAGCUGCAUUGGUCAUCUCGCAACUACUUCUAAUGGGAUUGUUGAGUACAAAACAUGCUGUAUGA